UCAUCUCUGGCUAAUCGUUGAGAGGACAUUGGUGUUGCCUUGGCGGAGCUUCGCGCUCUCUGAGUGCUCUUGUUUUAUAUUUAAAUUCAUGUUCAUUAACAUAACAGAUACGUCUUCGUCCCGAUUUCCAUCAGAAAUAUCUUAACAUUUUCAGUAGUUCAAAAUAUUUUUCUAGUUUCACAAAUCACAAUCGCAGAUUACCCAAACACUUGGUUCUUUAAAUGGUUUGAAAAACCAAUUGAAAUAUUUGUCGUAAAAACAACAUAAUGCUGACGGGGUUGAGAAAAUUAGUUUCACCGGAAAUUCUCGUGAAACGAGGCAGAAAGUGGAAUCGGUGUUGGCCAGAAGCGCUGGCUUCUUCACAUCAUUAUGUCGACUCUUCAGCUGCGGCUGGUACCAUUCUUGGCUAGAACUUUAAAGCUUCAAAAUGGGUGCCGAAUGUCAGCAGUAUACCGUUUACCCCAGCAUAAAUACAAAACUAAAACAACUUCCUUCUCUCCGAACUACAGAAAGUUUAAUUCCAUCGCCAACAACAACAAUAUUUACCGACAAAACUCGGCCACCACCAGCUUGCUCCUUGUUUCUACUCAAGGAGCCAACCGAUGGUUUAGACGUAGCAGUCAUUAUGACAAAUGGACUAACCUCUGUUUUGAAGAUAUGGAAGCAUUGAUUAGCUGUGGAGAUAUUCAACUCUUUGAUGUUCGGGAACCCAAAGAAAUACUGGACACUGGUAAAAUACCCUGCGCUAUAAAUAUUCCUUUCAUUGGGCAACAACCUUUGAAGGAUUGGGCAUUGCUUUGAAGGGUCUCAGUUAAG
Molecule: messenger RNA, 816 nt
Organism: Octopus bimaculoides (California two-spot octopus)
Lineage: Eukaryota; Metazoa; Mollusca; Cephalopoda; Octopoda; Octopodidae
Product: thiosulfate sulfurtransferase/rhodanese-like domain-containing protein 3
Source: RefSeq, a predicted model, not a curated record